AAAAAAAAAAAGAGACAAAAAUCCCUCUGGACUCACUCUGGUCUCAGAAGCACCGCUCACCGGAUAAAUGGUCCGGAGGUCGGCACUUUAACUCAACUCCCAAAAAAAAGUCAUUAUAUAUUCGUUGAAUUUGCUUUAGCGGAGAAGUAAAGUGUUGAUGGAUUCGCAGGAGGCGGAGGUGGAGGUGGAGGUCGGUAGGACGAAAAGGAGGGGAGUAGCCUCUGCGGUGCUGCGAUGCACUCUGGGCCUUGUCUUUCCUUUCAUCCUUAUUUUCUUUGCCCUUUGGUUUUACGUUGCUUUAUCUUCAUCUUCAUCUUCAACUGAUAGUGAUAGUACAAUUUCCCUGCCCUCCCAGUGCAAGAUUGUAUCCAGCAGUGUGGAUCUUAGGUCGUCUCAGGUGUGUGAACUUGGACUGUUAAAUUAUAAAGCCAAGAAUGUGUUUUACCCAUUUCAUACCAAUAAGUUUCGCUGCCGCUAUGAUUACUAUUGGGCUUCAGUUUUUAAGGUGGAGUACAAAGAUCAUUCUUCAGGACAGACGCAGCUUGCGUUUGCUGAAGCUCCAAAUGAAGCCCUUCCUCUUAAUUGCAGGCCUAACUUUGGUGCUGCAUGGUUGACCAAAGAUAAAUUUAAGGUGAAUGGAACGUAUGACUGCUGGUACCAAUCUGGCAUUUCCAAAGUGAGCUUAUAUCACGAUGGUUUUUUCAGUUGCCAAGCAAAAGAUCCAUCUACCAUUGAGAUGAUUAGACGAUAUUCCAUCCUGUCCAUAAAAAUAUUACAGUCCUCGUUUUCCAGCAGGGGAGGAGCCAAGUAUUGGAGGUGGGAAAUGAUUGCUGGAGUUGUUGCUGGUUUUUCAACUUCCUUGAUCACCAUCAGCUUCAUUAGGCUAAUACAUCAAAUGAAAUUGUGGUUGCCCCACAUCUGGUCACCAAGGGUGCUCCCUCAGGCUAUGAAUUCAGUCCACUUGAGGCGUGCUGGUUUUCUUGUGAUAUACUUCUCUUUUGUCAUUUGGUUGGCCAUGCAGUAUGGGAAAAGGCUUGGGAUCCUAGAGAUUUUCACAGCACUGAAUUCUUAGGCAGCACCUUUUUUCUGUGUCCCUCCGAAGACCUCAUUUCUGCAAUAUUGGAAUUGCAGCAUGUAACAUCCCAUGUGUACUGAUGUACACAAUUGAGUGUAACACAAUGUAUGGCAUCACAUGUAGAACAUAAUGUAUGUAGCACAGUGACAACUUCAUGUAUAGGAUUCUUAUAGAAUAAGAGAGUUGUGAUCUGAUAAGAAAAGGUCGAUAUGUUGUUUGAUACUCCUUU
Molecule: messenger RNA, 1304 nt
Organism: Quercus lobata
Lineage: Eukaryota; Viridiplantae; Streptophyta; Magnoliopsida; Fagales; Fagaceae
Product: exopolysaccharide production negative regulator
Exons: 5
Coding region: 158-1072 (304 amino acids)
Source: RefSeq, a predicted model, not a curated record